Neoarthrinium moseri is the source of this 864-nucleotide messenger RNA. RefSeq lists its product as uncharacterized. Gene Ontology annotation, molecular function: cytoskeletal motor regulator activity; myosin heavy chain binding; calcium ion binding. Gene Ontology annotation, cellular component: cytoplasm; myosin II complex. Bases 1 to 864 code for a protein of 287 amino acids. NCBI's taxonomy places the organism in Eukaryota, Fungi, Ascomycota, Sordariomycetes, Amphisphaeriales, Apiosporaceae. The record is from RefSeq and is a predicted model, not a curated record. The transcript is spliced from 3 exons. Gene Ontology annotation, biological process: actomyosin structure organization; mitotic cytokinesis.
AUGGCCAUGCAAGCCGGAUACAAACCUUCUCCUCUGGGCUACGGAUCGCCACGAAGUUCUCCCUUUCGCAGACCCGAAUCCCCAGCUGCGGUAUCGCCAAUACGACAGUCUACACCACCCGCCUCGCCCUCGAGACCUGGCCCUCUCCGGACACCGUCGCGCUUCGCAAACGACCCCCCCUCUUCUACGCCCCUAUCGCCCGAGACCUCGCGGUCCCGUACCUUUGGCAAGUCCGACACAAUGGCAUCCCAACCAUUGGGAUCACCGGCGCAUAUCCGAACGCAGCCAGCAGCACAGUCCAUCGCAGGCGGCAAUGCAUUGUCACAUCUGAAGCCUGCCCAGCUUCAAGUGCUGAGAGACGGCUUCCAAAUCCUGGAUAGGGAUAGUGACGGAGUCGUCAAUAGAGAAGACGUGGCCGACAUGAUGAACCAACUAGGCCUUUCGUCGAGUCAAUCCGAAAUAUCGCAGUUCUUCCCAGCUGGCAGCCCUCAAACAAUGACCCUCGCGGUAUUCCUGAACAACAUAGCAAACACCCUUGCCGCCAUGUCGCCGAGCGCCGAAUUAUUAUCCGCAUUCUCAGCCUUUGACGACGACGACAGUGGCCAGGUCGACCUUGCCGAGCUGCGAGAUGCUCUCCUCAAUACCGCACCCGAGCCAGGCGAGAGAGCGCUCUCGGCGAUUGAGGUGGAGAAGAUCAUGGCUGGCUUUAGUGGCCGGAGAGCAUUCAGCAAAAGCGCGAUGGCUGGGGGUCUCGGAAAGAGAGGCGAGGUUUUCAAAUACCAAGAUUUUGUCAACUCGAUCGUAGGUGGAAACGGCCCAGCAGAACCUGCGGCGAAUGAGCGGUCCUCGUCAGACGAAGAAUAA